Messenger RNA from Rhipicephalus sanguineus (brown dog tick), 2726 nucleotides. RefSeq names its product gamma-aminobutyric acid type B receptor subunit 2-like (gene GABA-B-R2). Gene Ontology annotation, biological process: G protein-coupled receptor signaling pathway; gamma-aminobutyric acid signaling pathway. Lineage: Eukaryota; Metazoa; Arthropoda; Arachnida; Ixodida; Ixodidae. Gene Ontology annotation, cellular component: membrane; G protein-coupled receptor heterodimeric complex. Gene Ontology annotation, molecular function: G protein-coupled GABA receptor activity. The record is from RefSeq and is a predicted model, not a curated record.
CGUCUUCUCCCGAGGAUGAGCCCGAAGAGUUGCUCAUCGCGGGAUUCUUCCCGACGACGUUGAACCUGAGCGAGGGCGCCAUCGGCCGCGGAGUCGUGCCCGCGGUCAACCUGGCGCUGCGACACAUCAACAGCAGUCCGCACUUCUUGCCGGGCUACAGGCUCGACAUCAUCUGGAACGACACUCAGUGCGACCCAGCGGUGGGCAUGAAGGCCCUGUUCGACAUGAUCGACAAGCGGCCAAAGAAACUGGUGCUGUUCGGCGCAGCAUGCAACGCCGUCACCGACCCCAUCGCCAAGGCGUCACAGUUCUUCCAGCUCGUACAGCUGACGUACGCCGACACGCACCCCAUGUACACCCUGGAGAACUACCCCAACUUCUUCCGGGUGGUGCCGUCCGAGUCCGUGUUCAACCAGGCCCGGGUCGCCCUGCUCAAGCACUUCAACUGGACCCGGGUCGGAACGCUGUACCAGACCAAUCCACGAUACGCACUGCCGCACAGCCGCCUGCUGACAGUGCUUGACUCGGCGAACAUCCAGAUCGACGAGGUGCAGGGCAUCGGCGAGGGAGACGACAUCGAGCACGAACUCGAAAAGCUCAAGGAAAAAGACGUUCGCAUCAUUUUGGGCAACUUUGACGAGUUCUGGGCCCGGAAGGUUUUCUGUCAGGCCUUCAAGAUGGGCAUGUACGGCCGCAAGUACCAGUGGCUCAUCGGGGCCAUGUACGCCGAGCGCUGGUGGGAGACGCCGCAGCCGGAUGUGUCGUGCGAGCCGGCGCAGAUCGUCGAAGCCGUGGAGGGUUACAUCGGCACCGACCUGUUGCCCCUCAGCACCAGCGAGAACAUCACCGUCUCCGGCCUGACGCCGACGGAGUACGAGGCGGAGUACAACCUGAUGCGCUCCAACGAGUACUCGCGCUUCCAUGGCUACGCGUACGACGGCAUCUGGGCGCUGGCGCUCUCCAUCCACGCGGUCAUCGUGCGGCUGCGGGCCAACGACACGCGCAUCUCAGAGUUCGACUACCGCAAGCAGUGGUGGGGCCGCAUCUUCAAGGAGGCGCUGAACGAGACCAACUUCAUCGGCGUCACGGGCCCUGUGCGCUUCUUUCGCAACGAACGCAAGGGCCAGGUCCUCCUGAAGCAGUUUCAAAAAAAUCAAGAGGUGAAGAUCGGCGAGUACGACUGUCUCACAGAGACCCUGGACUUAACCAAGGGCCUCCCCAUCAUCUGGCGAGGCGGCUCUGACCCGCCCAUGGACAGGACGCUGAUCGUGAUCCAGAGGACGCGCGUCAACCUCACCAUCUACGCCAGUCUGUGCAUCUUCUGCGUCCUAGGGAUCAUACUAGCCUCGGUGUUCCUCGUCAUAAACAUCAAGUUCAGGAACCAGAGGUACAUCAAGAUGUCCAGCCCAUACCUGAACAACCUCAUCAUCGUGGGCUGCAUUCUCACUUACACCAGCGUCAUCCUCCUGGGAAUGGACUCUGGUUUCACCUCGGUCGCCAACUUUCCAUACAUAUGCGCGGCGCGGGCCUGGGUCCUCAUGUCAGGCUUCACGCUCGCGUUCGGCGCCAUGUUCAGCAAGACUUGGCGAGUGCACGCAAUCUUCACGAACAUAAAGCUCAACAAGAAGGUGAUCAAGGACUACAAGCUGUUCAUGGUGGUCGGGGUGUUCCUGAUGCUAGACGUCAUCAUCCUGACCACGUGGCAGAUCCUGGAUCCCUUCUACCGCGAGGCGCGUCGUGGACAGCCUGUGGCGUCGCAAGGCAACGAGGACGUGUCGGUGAUUCCAGAGAUGGAGUUCUGUCAGAGCCACAAGAUGACCAUCUUCCUGGGCUCAAUAUACGCCUACAAAGGACUGCUCAUGGCGUUCGGCUGCUUCCUGGCGUGGGAGACCCGCCACGUGAGCAUACCGGCGCUCAACGACUCCAAGUACGUGGGCAUGAGCGUGUACAACGUGGUCAUCAUGUGCACCAUCGGCGCGGCCAUCUCGUUCGUGCUGCGCGAACAGCAGGACGCCGCGUUCAUCAUACUCAGUGUCAUCAUCUUCUGUUCCACCACGCUCUGCCUCGUGUUUGUACCCAAGCUUGUGGAGCUUCGGCGCAACCCGCAGGCCGGCGAACACCGCGUUCGGGCCACCCUGAAGCCGCUGAAGAAGUCGAGGCGCGAUUCGGACGACGAAAGCCUCUUCACCAGGAUCAAAGUACUGCAGGAUGAGAACAUGCGCUGCAGGCAGCGACUAGAAGAAAAAAACAUUGAGUUGCAGUCAUUAUUGUUGAAGCUAAAAGAUGUAGAGCCGGUGAUAGUCGUCACGCAUGACGCCAUUACGACGAUUCCAGAAGUAAGCUCACCUUCCCAACUCGAAACCUCAGAGCGUGCAGAAAAUAGCAAAGAGGAUACGACGUCAAUAAUCUCCAUCAGGUCUGUAACUGAAGAGGACAGUUUCAUGGAGAUAUCGGUGAAAAGGAAGCUCUCGACGGCGUCGCUUCAGGGCAGCCCGGCCGCCCUGGCCGCCAUGGGUCGCGGCGGAGGAGCCAGCCGGCAGCAGCGCAGCGGUAGCGUCCAGCUGCGCCUUCACGCAGCAGCACCACCACCAGCACCACCAAGCAGCCCGCGGCACCGUCUGCAGGAGUCGCACCACCGCCACCCUCGCCAACGGGCUCGCCCUGCACGCCGACAGGGCCGCCUCCUCGGACGGUGGGUAUUAAUCGCCCCUUCCUGUAACGCCUGA